Messenger RNA from Gloeophyllum trabeum ATCC 11539, 183 nucleotides. RefSeq lists its product as uncharacterized. The coding region runs from base 1 to 183 and encodes 60 amino acids. The transcript is spliced from 2 exons. NCBI's taxonomy places the organism in Eukaryota, Fungi, Basidiomycota, Agaricomycetes, Gloeophyllales, Gloeophyllaceae. The record is from RefSeq and is a predicted model, not a curated record.
AUGAACGCGCUGUCACAUCGCGAGGAGGAAACUCUGAUGAAGGCUGCCAAAGCCAGAGCUCUGAAAGAAUGUGAUCCCAUCGUCCGAGAGUUUGCUGACUGCGCAACUGGCCGUACUAUCUCGGUAGCUUGGGCAUGUAAGAGCAAGUAUUCGGAGUUGCAGUCCUGUAUGGGACAAUUGUGA